Messenger RNA from Lymnaea stagnalis (great pond snail), 28550 nucleotides. NCBI's taxonomy places the organism in Eukaryota, Metazoa, Mollusca, Gastropoda, Lymnaeidae. The record is from the annotation of a GenBank genome assembly.
CCUCCUAGCAACGAAAUAUGGCGUCCUUGUAAUGUAAAUAUACUUCCAAAAAUCUACAUGCGUUGGAGAAAUAAAGAAAAUUUUCUUAUAGAGCACCAUUAUUUUUGGCUCAAAUUAUAAGCAAACAGGUAGUACACUGCAUUAUCUGGACUACCAAUUAUUGGGCCAUUAUCAUUAUGUCUUAAUAUUCUGUAGUUCAUUUACUUUUGAUUUAAAUGAGAUUGAAGUUAAUAGUUAUUAAAUCUCAGACUUAGACUGACUUUAGUUCAGUUGUUUUUGUUGAAUUUGAAGGCUUAAUGAAUCAUAAUUAUAAUCACUUUAAAACUUUAAAUUAAUUAUUACUAUGAAUUAAACCUAAUUCAUAAAUUCACCCCACUAAAUCAAUUUUAGACCUAUAUUAUGGCUUAUGAUAUAAUAUAAUAGAACUGGCCUCAGGAAUUAAGUUAUAUAGUUAUAUGAAUAGUUAUACUGAUAGGUUGUUAACUUUGCUGAGAAAGUACUUGCUGUGACCAUGACCUAUGACUAAACUAACAGUGUUAAAAGAUGGCAGACAGUCUUUUUGUCACAGAAUCUGGUCAGCUUCCCUGCAUCUAUUUUCAGUGGACUUAAACUUAAUUUAUCAAAUGUAUAUUUAAAAUAAUUAAACAUUUACUAAUUACUUUAACUUCCAAAAAAGGCUAAUUUGGAGAGAUAGUACCGUGGCCACCAUCCUGGUUGUCAUUUGCGUGUUUUGUUAAAGUUGCCGAGAAUUAGGGUUCAGGUUAGGUUUAGGGAUACAUUUUAGGGUUCAGGUUAGGUUUAGGGAUACAUUUAGGGUUCAGGUUAGGGCUAGGGAUACAUUUAGGACAUAAGUUCGUGGGUUGCGACUACCAAGAUGACGGCCGCGGUACUAUCUCUCCAAAUUUACCCCCAAAUAUAUUACUGCUUAAAAGUUACUAUUUACACUAAACUUUAAAAGGAAAUAUUUCUGAUUCUGUUGAAUUUAGUUUAACAUAUUCAAUCAUAGUGUAAAAAAUUAGACAUUUUGAUAAAUGAAAGAGAAAAAUAAUUCUCACAAAAUGAAGAACAUUUUUGAGAACUUAAUUUAGAGAAUUAAUAAAAUUUCAAACUAUAAGUAUUCUAAUUUGUUUUAAUUUAAUUUGGACACUUUAAUUGUUAGGUGCAGUUUAUCAAUCUUCUUUUCAUAGAUAUGAUUUGAUCACAUCCACUGAUCAAUCCAGUUUUUUUGUCAUUAUGUCUUUAAGAGGUAUUACAUUUUAAAAAUAAAAACUAAGGUUGUAAGUCAUAUUAUUCUGUUUAAGCUUAGUUGAAAAAAUGUAAAAACUUUAUUGGUUUCUGUUUUUAAGAUCCUCUUGAUACUGUAUAUAAAAUUUAAUAAAAAGAUUUCUAAUUUUUCAUGUUGAAUUAAGAAUUUAGUACAAAUGUAUUCCUUAAAUUAUGAUUCAUUUUCAUUUAAUAGCAUCCACAAUCUUUACUGAAGAAUCUUGAUAUGUUUUAUUUUCUUAUUAACUUAUUUCUGAUUUUAACAUAUAGAUUGAGCACUAUAUUUUGCAUUUAAUUAAGCAAUGGAAGUGCAUAAUUUAUACAUUAAAAUAAUUGAGAUUACCUUCAUAUAUUCAGGUCUUCAUCAUGGAUGAUGACUUUGACUAUAAUGACACUGCCCCAUGUCCAACAAGGCCACAAGAAUUCCUUUUGGAAAACUUAUGUGGCAAAAAGGGCCAAAGUGCAGGUGGCUACUCACCACCAGCACCUCACAGUGCAGCUAUGCGAUGGAAAGAAAUGAAUGAGCAAAAUAUGAUGCUUCAAUUAGAAGAAAAACAUCUGGUGAAGAAACAGAAUGUACAAACAUCAAAAGAAGCGGCACGUGAAAUCAUCAGGAAAAUACCCGUUGAGUUAUUGGCAAAGGAAUGGUUAUCUAAGGAAGAUGCUACAGUGGAUAUGCGUGCAUACUUAGUGGACCAUGUCAGUGAUUUAAAAAAAUAAUAUUUUUUAAUAUGUAUUUCUUUAUUUUGUUGAUUUUAUUUCAUUAUAAAAUAAUGCAUGAAAGAAAAUAAAUAUUAGAAUAACUAAAUGUGAGCCUACUGUUAAAUACAUUUGUUCUUUUUGUCAGCUUUAUGAAUAAGAGAAACAUGUUUAAGAAGAAAAUAAUUUCCUUUUUUAAAAAUAGUUGUAGACCAUAUUUUUAAUUGGAUCUUUAUUUAGAAAAGCAAUAUUCUAAUCAGGUUUUGCCCACACUUAUACUGGGAGUUGAAAGAUUAUUAAGAGAAGUAGAUGAAAAGGGACUAUCUGCAACUAACCGAUUCGAGCCAGAAUUCAACCCAAUCAAUUUCCUAGCUCAGUACCUCAUGAGAAACAAUCCCAGGUUCAGUAAUUUUGCAGAAGCAUCUCCCUAUGUCAGAGGUCUACGUGAAGUGUCUGAAGAAAUUAAGCAAGAGCUGUUUACGUUUGAGGAUAACAGGUUAUAUAACUUGGUUUUAAUUUUUUUGGGUACAUCUAUUUUUAACUCGCCAUUACUUAAUCAGAAACAAAAGAACUUAAUAAGCAUUGCAACAAAGAGAUACAAUUUUCAUUUGAUUAUGAUACAUGUAGAGAAACGUAAUUUUCAUUGUUCAAACUGGAUUAUUAAUGUCUAAAUGUGAUAGCAAUGUUAGCUAAUGUCAAAUUAUUAAACUAAGAUGAAUGAUAUCUUCAUAACCACUGUGCCUAUAAUUUUUUAUCACCAGAUUGGCAAGAAUCAAAGCAGAAAGCAGACGCAAACGGUUAGAGAGAGAAAAGGUUGAACAGGCACUCCAGGAGGCGAAACAGCAAAGACAUGAACAGCUGACUUUCCUAUAUCAACAUUUUAAUAUGCCAAGUGAUAAAUACAAAGUGGAACUAGCAUUGGUAAGAGAUUCAUGAAUUCCCUAUUCUAUAAAUAGUUUAGAAAUUUUAGCAAAAGGUAAUAAAUAAAAAUGAUUCAAUGUAUAGGAGAUUAGUAGGCCUACGUCACAUAUUUCUGUGGUUUAUGACAUUUCAGUGACAUUCCAACAGCAUAUUUAUUGAAAAACUAUUUUAACAAUUACAGAAGCCAGGUUAGGGGUAUUACUAUUUCUUAAAUUGUUGCUAAGGGCGUUAAAUGGGUUUGUGUUUGUUGGCAUGACAGCAAAAAUUCCAGCACUUUUGUCUAAUUAAAGAAAGUCAGUGGAUCUAUUUAGCGUAUGUGAUUUGGUAGUAUAGCAGUGGGUCUAUGCGCUUGGGAAUAGAGACUAGUGGAAGUGAUAGAUUGAUAGAGUUGUUAGUCAAAAUCAUAUCAAAUGGUGUAGAACAAACAACAAAAAGAGAAGAGUAUGCUGAAGAACAAGAGGUUAGACUUCAGUAGUGAAUACCAAGAAGAUUGUAUUUACUGCGUUUUCAUGGUGAUUUUUUAACUGAGAAAGUUUUGACACAUGGGGGAAUUGCUUAUUUGAGUUGUUGCCCUGCUCACACCCAGUGGCUUUUUACACUAUUUUCCAACUGUUUGGUAAUCAAUUUUAUUUUGGCAGACCACCAUAACAAAACUGAACUUGGGGCGAGAUGUCACACAAACUAAUGAUUGAUGCCAUAUUUCUUCUAAAAAAUCCUAACUUUGCUUGUUGUUUGUUCAGGUACAAAAUGCCCUGCGUUCUUUUGGUGAGAUUGUUGAACAGUGGCCAAAGGAGCAGCAAGAGGCUGCGAAACUUGGGAAACCUUUUGACCAAACAGAUGAAACUGGAAAAGCAUUGUCUGUUGAUGAUUUUGUACAGGUAAACACCAUUGUGUGUCUAAUAUGUACAUCACAUGUGAGCACCUCCAUGCAUGCUAUCCUGGCAUGAUACUCUUAUGUUUUUUUAUUUUAAGCCCUAUUGUUAAAAAAAAAGUUCACAUGCCGUUGUUGAUGAUUUUGUACAAGUAAACACCAUCUUGUGUCUAAUAUGUAACAUUGAAUUUAAAAAAAAAAUUAAACAAUUACAGAUCUUGAUUGAUCUUUGUACCCCAGAUCUGGAUUUUAUUCGUCCACCUGGAAAAAAAAUCAAAUAACAGCAACUGGUGGUUUGACCUUAACACACAUUACCUUAGAUAAAAAUGCAUGCCAUGAAUUUGUUGGAGGACAUAAUAGGCCCACAAUAAGGAAAUUACCAUUAGAAAAAAAUCAAAUUACCAUUAGAAUGCAGUGGUGCUGAAAAAUAAUAUUAUAAAUUUGUCAAAUUGAUGUUACUUUAACACUGCGAUUGUUUAAAUAUCGUUUAAUAAUAACUAUUUUACACCUGAUGUCAAUGUUUUUUAUAUGUCUUUUUAGUAUUUAAGUCCUUUUGUGGAGCACCUGCCCAUGGAAACAUUUGAUAUUUUCAUCAAACACAUGGCCAAAUGUGCUGCACUGUAUAGGGCAACAGCAGAGAAAGAAAGCAAGAGAAUCAUACUGACGAAUCUGUUCUUGAUGUUGGACCAUGGAGGGGUAUGUCUAGACUUCUUUUAGAAUAUACACAUCUUUUCGGUUCUAAGAGAACACUUCCUUUUAGGACCAUGGAGGGGAAUGUCUAGAUUUUUUUUUAGAACAUGCACAUCUCUUAGGUUUUCAGGGAAGACUACCUUUUAGGGGCGGUUUGGGGAGGGGGGGGGGAGGGGGGGAUUGUUAAAAAUUUUCAUCAGCAACAAAAAAAUGUUCCUUUGUCAAUGUAAAAAUGGUAAGGGGUUUGGGGGGGGGGGGGGGGGCAGGGCUGUUGGGUAUUGUGGAAACACUAGCGAACCUAGGGGCGGUUUGGGGAGGGGGGGGGGAGGGGGAGAUUGUUAAAAAUUUUCAUCAGCAACAAAAAAAUGUUCCUUUGUCAAUGUAAAAAUGGUAAGUGGUUUGGGGGGUGGGGGGUGUGCAUGGCUGUUGGAUAUUGUGGACACACUAGCGAACCUUUCAAUAUUUGUUUUCCAAAUGCUUAUUACAAAUAUGAAUCUCAGUUUGCCAAAUACACUAUAAAUUAGUUUAUUAUAUAUAUUUUUCAUGUAAUUAUUACUUACAUUUGAUAGUUUGGUUAGCGACGAGUUUUCAUAAAUUUUUCACAAACCCCAAAGUAAAACUUUAAUAAAAACUUAACACACCCAAUAAGUAAACUGGAGAAUAAAGAAUGCUGUAGAAGUUUUUCUCUGCAAUAGAUGUGUGUCUUUUUUUCCUUUUCAUAUAGAGAUUUAAUAACAUCAUUCGAAUUAUACAAACUAAAGAACCAUUGGUAAUUUUCAUUGCACCUUUGCUAUCUUUGGUUUCAGUUGUACAGUUUGCUUCUUGCAUGUUAUGUCACAGAAAUGAAGUUGAUUAUUAUUUUGUUGCAUAAUUUGCCUAAUUCUUUCGUAUUUCAAGCCCACAAGGCUCUUGUGAUAAAUAUUUUUUAGCAAUAAUUUUGAUGAACAAUUUAUGUAUUUAAAAAAUUAAAAAGUACAAAAUUUAUUGCAGUUUUGAUACACUCAGGAUACUAGAGAUCUUAUAUGCAGUAAUUCAUAUUAUUAACUUUAUAUUAAAAUAAAAUAACUUAAACAAUAUGUUUUGAAUAGGGAGACUUAAGACACUUACAUGAUUUCAAUGGAUUGCAUUUUGAAAUGUGCUAAAAUUUGUAAAAAUGCAAUAUUUUAUGUCUCUAAAAUUUUCUAGUUAGUGAGAUAAAAAAGCUCUUGACACUAAUAAUUUAUGUUGUUUGCAGCUUGGCCUCUUGGGUCGUCAGCGUUUACUAGAACUUUUAGAAAGAUUCUGGGAUGUUUAUGUGGUAAAUGGAGAAUUCCCUGGAACUUUGAGGAAUCCACGCCGAUGUAAGUUUUAUUUGGAUUUGCAGUAGCUACAUUAACCAGUCAAUCAUAGCUCAUCUAGUUUCAUGUUUGUAGUGCCUCACUGCACCAAUGAGAUUGAUGGAAGAGAAGAGACAUACAUCUAGCAUGAGAUAUUCAAUGUUUUUUUUUCCACAUACUAACUUUCACUAGCGGAGGGCCCCAUGAAAUGUAAAAAGUCAAAGUGCUUGAAGAUGUUAAUUUACGCCAAACUUACAUAUUUCAAUAUUAAGGAAGAGUAACAAACUUUUUAUUAAAAUUGCAUCAUACCAAAUUAAUACAUUUGUGGACCACAAGAUAAAGCAUUACGUUCUUCUUGUUUGAGACCACAACAAAAGAUUCUGGUUUAAUGGACUUUUUUGGUCUGGACCAGCAUUUCCCAAACUUUUUUUCUCCAUGACUUGGCUAUUUUUAUUCUUCUCAUUCAUGACAGAUUAACAUUUUUAUUGUCUAUUCUGGCCUAUUUAAUAUAUAAAAGAUAUGAAUUUCCACACAGUUUUCAUAUAAUUAAUAAAUAAAGCAUUUACUCAUUUAAAUGAUUAUGUCAUGAUAAUCUAACCAGGAUUUUUAACUGUUUUUUUUUUUUCGUUCUUUGGGUGACCUGGUAAUUUUGCUUUCAUGGAACAGUACCGGGUCGUGACCUGGCACUUGGGAAACUUUGGUCUAGACCAAUGGUCAGCAACUAUUGGCUCCAGGGGGAACAGAUGCUACUCUUUUAUUUUUACUGAUCUAUAAUGGCUCACAAACUAUUUACUUAGCAUUAUAAUUUAUUUAUGUAUAUUUUUAAUUUGGAUUAUUGCUCAAAAAUGUUGCCAACUCCUGGUAUAGGCAAAGUGGUAAAUUUUGAAUCACGCACUAAUAAACAUAUCUGACAAGGUAUUUUUGCAUUGAUUAGAGUUAACCAGGUAUGUAUAGUUGACUAGGUUUGCUAAUUAAUCUUGGAAUGUAGGGUUGUUUAAGUAUGAAGGGAUUUUUAAGAUAUCUAAGGCAGAAAAUGGAGUCAGUUAAAUUUUUUUUUUACAGGGCCAGUUAUUGAAGUUGAGGAAACUGAUGACUCGAUGUUCGAUGCCUGGGAAGAAGAACCAGAUGGAGGCCUGACCAUGUCUGACAUGUACACAGCAGAUACAGAGAUUUCUAAGAUCUAUCAGGAAGUGCACAGAAUGGCCACCAUUGCUGCUGUCCAUGACAAGACCGCAGUGGAGAAGUGGAAGAUCAAGCAACUGUCAGAGAAAAGUGAAGGAAGUGAGUACUUGAGUGUUAAACAAGUGUAUCCUCUUUUCUAAUACAUUCUUUAACCUUAUACAGAUGAUGUGCUAUUUUUAGGCAAGUUUCCUGGAAAUGAAAAAACAAAAUGUAAAAAAAAAUAGGACAGACAUUAAAUAUUUGUAACUUUAUGUCUGGUGUUAAUGUUAACUUGAAGAUGAAAGCCAUACAAAACUUCAUAAAAUGUAAUUAAAAUAACUACUAACAUUACUUAAGUUUUUAAAAAUAGUUCCUCUUCUUCUUCUGCUUCAUCUUUUCAACUCCCAAAGGAGCAUAGGUCAUUAACAAUUUUUUGCCAAGCCUCCCAGACUCAUGCUAUCUUCUCUAACUCUUUCCAGUCUUUAUUACAUCCUUGUUGACCUCUCUUUGUGUUUUUGGGUUUUCCCCCUCCUCAUGAUCCUUGAGGUGCUCCAUACCAGUGCUUGUCAUGUUAUAUUGGUCAGAUGUCUUUAGGAAGCAUUAAUUGUACUUGCAUAUAAUUCAAGUCUUCUGUUUCCAAGUUUUGCAAGUAUAUAAUAUCUGGAAACACGAAAUAUUGUUUAAGUAAGCAUUACACCAAAGCUGUACUGUCACUUCAGUUGAGGAGAUCUCUGACUCAGGCACAAUUUUUUUUUUUUGUGUGUGUUUUCUGAUUUACCUUUUUUUUUCAGUGGUAAAUGUGAAGUUAUUUCAUGAUUGUGGACUAACAUUAAAAAAAAAAAUCUCUCCAGCCAAAAACUUUAUUAUGUCUUCAUGACGCCAUUUUCUUCAUGUUUAUGUCAGACUAGAAGAUUUUGUUUAUUAAACUGUAGGACUACUGUAAAGUACAUGGCAUUAAACUCAGAAACUGAUAUAAGGUACAUGGCAUUAACUCAGAAACUGAUGAAAAGUACAUGGCAUUACUGUGUUGCUUUUCAGUGCGGUGGAAAAUGUACAAGUACAAUGUGACAGAUUUCUUGAACCUAACUGACUUUUCUUACAUGGACACCUUGGAGGCGCCCAAGCAGUAUAUGAAUUUAGAAGAGAAAGCAGCAGAGGGCAAGCUGCGCUACCAUGACCUGUAUCCCAUGACAAUGACCAAGACCAAGGAAGAGAGGGACACUCUGGUUGACAGGAAGAAGCCCAUUGCUCCUGAAGACGAGAUGGGGCAAGCUGAGGAUGGGGAAAAUAAUCCUUUGGCCAAUGAAGGUUCUAUGGUUACUGAUGGAGCUCAACCGGGGGUUGAGGAAGAGGGGACCUCUCGUGUGGAUGCCAAUGCAAAUGCCAAAGCAGGCGAUGAGAUUUUGAAUGAGGUCAAAACACCAGAAAGGGUUGACAGAAAUAAUCAGAAUGAGACUGCCGUUGAAGAAGAUACAGGACUAAUCCAAGAAAUGAGCAAGGAUGGCUGUAUUGUGAAUGAAGAUAGCAGUGCAAUAUUAAAUAAUGAUGUGGUUACAGAAACUUUUCACCUUCACCCUGAGAAUCAACUCAAUAUAUUAUUCCCUGCUGAUGAAGUUGGUGCAGAGACUUUUGAGGAAACUACAGUGAAAACACCUUCCCCUAAAAUAUGUGACAGUACUGGGCCAGGUAGUGGCAAUCUGAACAACAACAUGACCUUUCCCAACGAUGUCACAACUGAGUCUAGUGACUCUGAAACAAGCAAUGACACCGACACGACAGUGACAGAGCUGGGGCUGUACAGUGACUCAUCCAGAACCUCGAUCAGUGAGUCCUCAGAGUUCAGUGAUGGCUUCCUGACACCAAACACAGGAGGGGGCUUCAGGCCCCGGUUUUAUGCACUCCCAUCAGGCACUGAAGAUUACAAAACUCCUGAGGAGGAGGAGACGAAUGUUGAUGAGGAGCUGGAAGAAAAGGUGUCUAGGCUGAGGGAAAUUCUCAACUCUUCAAAGGUGGGGUUGCUCAAGGGCCAACCGCCCACCAGACAUGAUGUCUCUCGUUUGCAAAAUGUGAAAAACCUGCCACAUCUCCCGCACUUGUCUGAUACCCUGCACAGAGGUAUUUACACAGACAGAGCCACCAGUCCAUAUGACCCACUACCUCCAAUCCCAACCAAAAAAAGGGUGAGGUUUGACCCUUCCAACACCAACUUUAACAAGGGAGACCACAGUCUGGAGACUCAGCCAGAUGAGCUCACGGAAAAAAGUAUUCUGUUCAAAUUUUUCAUCCAGGUUUCCUUUUUUUAAAAGUUUUGAAAUCUAAAAAGUUCCGGGCGUUUCAUUUGCUAACAUUUUUAAUAAUUGCUUUGAUUUUUUGCGUUUCUCAAAUUUUGUAAACACAGCAUACCUGCAAAUCAGCCUAGAGUUCAGUUACAAAAUCUACACUAACUUAAUGAAUAACAGUGAAGCAGGCGUAAAUAGAAUGAGUGAACGAACAUGCAGGGUACACCUAUCUUAAGAACCUCUACUGCAAUAUGAUUUUUAUUGAAGUACUGAUUGUAUGCUUUGGAUAAAAUAGACUAAAAAAACAAUGUUUGAAGGAACACCAAAACACAACUGAGAAUUUGUGGGGGAAAUGGAUUAAGUUGUAAAAUUACUCUACAUUUUCCAGAUGCUAAGACUUAGUCAAUCGGUUAUAUCAGUGAAAAGAAAAGUUGCAGAAUAUUUAAAAUAAUAUUUUUUUAGCACACAAUUUGAGAAAGACUAUUCCAUUUUUGAUGUUUUAUUGUGAUGAUUAUGUUCAUGCUUCAUUUCAAUAUCUGGCCACACCCAUGGAAUUAUUAAUUCUGAGAGGUAAGGAGUGAGUGCGUUGCAGGCGCGGAUUCUAUACCCCUCCAAAUAUAUAUAUAUUUAUCAAAUUAAUCCAUUCAUACCAUCAUAUUUAUCAAAUUAAUCCAUUCAUACCAUCAUAUUAUGUGUCCUGAAAGGCAGAGGGCUCCCCUAUAAAUACUGCUGACACCCCCACUGCAAUGCCUUUUUCACAUUAAUCCUUAUUUAAGCUAGACUGAUUUGCAUAGUGUUUGUCUUCUUUAAAUCUCUUUAGAAGAAGAUGGUGAUACAGGGGAGGAAACUGAGCAGGAACAAGAUGAAAGUCUUUUGAAUGCAACAAAAAGUAAAAACAGGGUCGAUCUAGGGGAAGACAUCAAAGUUGGAGAUGAUGAAGACAAAGUUGAUGACCAGCAGUCUGUGGGAACAGAUGAACUGAAGACAGUGGACAAAAAAGAAAUUGCUGAGGUCGAAGAGAAUGAUGCGGCCGAGGUAGAAGAGAAAGAAAAAGCUGGUAUUGAAGAGAAAGAAACAGCUGAGAUAGAAGAUAAAGAACCUGCUGAGAUAGAAGAGAAAGAAACUGCUGAGGUAGAAGAGAAUGAUAUGGCUAGGGUAGAAGAGAAAGAAACAGCUGAGGUAGAAGAGAAAGAAACAGCUGAGGUAGAAGAGAAAGAAACAGCUGAAGCAGAAGAGACAGAAAUAAUUGAGGAAAAAGAGGAAGACAAAACUGUGAUAGAGAAAGAAACGGCUGAGGCAGAAGUGAAAGCACCACCAGGAAAAGCAGAGACUCAAAACAUAAAUCAGAUUAUUGACUAUGCAACUCAUCACACAAUCGUCUCAGAACCAGGCCAAGAUGAUGUAAAAGAAAAGACAGACCCUGAAAAGACACAGCUGGAAGGAUUAACAGAAGUAGAUGUUUCCAAUGUUGAACAAACAACAAAAGAGCAGGCAGAGCAGGAAAAAGAGGAAAAAGAAAAAGACGAAUUGGGUAAGAAUUAGGAAAUACUUUAUUAGUAGCAAACAAGGAUUAUAAGAAUCCAGGCUCUGUUAGAUACAAUAAUUUUGCAUUAAUAUAUCAGACAUGACAAAAACUAUAAAAGUUUCACCCAAAAAACUUCUUCAGUUGUCAGCAAGGGUUUAGGUUUCAGUCAACUCUUUUGGCAAAAAAAAAAUGGAGAUUGAUUUCUUUCCUGCACUGGACCAUAAACUACCAUUUCAAAUACAUUCUGUUCCUGCUGAAAAUGUUAAUGAGUCACUCACCUCCUAAGAUCAAUAGAUGUGUGUUUUAAGUUAUGAUGUAAAAAUGUUGAACAGACACUCAUGAGCACAAAUGUCUCAUUGUUAAAUAAAAUCUAUUUUAUUUGAAAAUUUAAUGUAGACAUUUUCAAACCUGUGGAAAAUGAAGUGGAAAUAAUUUCCAUUUCAUUUAGUUGAAGGUAAUGUGUGUUUAAUAUUCAUUUAUUGUUUACGAAUUUAAUGUUUUAACUUUGUAAAAUUACUCUUUUCUGUUUUUUCACCAACUGAAUCCCAUUAACUAAUUUUGCUUUUUCCUUUUUGACUAACUUCAAAUAUUUUUCUAAAGCAAAAUAAAAAUGUAUUAUUUCCAUCCUUAAUAAAUUUUAAAAAAACAACUAUUUUAACAUAAUUGAAGAGAUUUGUAAAAAAGUAUCAAUUUUUAAAAUAUGUGAUGAAUAAUUUUUAAUUUUGUAGAUAAUGUGCUAUUUCAUAUGUAAAUAAUUUAUUCAUUAUGCAUGAUAUAAAGAGUAAGUAUUAUUCUGAUGCUGGCUUAAAAUAUCCUUUCUAACUUGUGGGGUUUUUUUUGUGUGGAUUUUGCUUGGCAGAUGAGACGCUGGCUGGCAAAGCACAGAAUACUGAAGAUCCCGAAAAGAAAGGUAAGCAAUUAAAAAAAAAUUCCCAGACUCAGAAUUUUCCGUCCAAACAUUUUUGAAAGAAAUUUACUGAUCAGGUUAUCUGUGGGGUCAAAGAUAGUUUUUCUCUAUCUAACACUGCAGGAUAAAAGACUAACUCUGGGGCUCCAACUGAGAUGGUAGAAACAAGACACAGGCUAUGAAAAUAUGAUACAAAUCACACAUUAAUUGUUUUAUUUUAUUUAUGUAAUAGUAAAUGAAACAAUUUUUGUUAUGAAAAAGCUCAUUAGAGGCAGGAGAUAAUCAUAAUGUAUAUAAUGUGAGAGGUUUAUAAGCUGUUUUAAUUUACACUGGCAAACUUCUACAGGUUUAGAAUUUAAAAAAAAUGAAAAAAAUAAGAGAUUUUAAUGUGUUGUUUUUCUGAAUGUUGCUCUUCAUUCUGAAGAUCUCUCAGAGCUGAUGAAGAAGUUGUCUUUACCAGUUGGAGAGUUUCUCAAUUUUAUGUACAAAGAUGAGAACAUUAAUUUUAAUAAACAGCUUAUUGAUGCUAACAUAAACAGCUGCUAUCGAGUGCGCAACAUUAGUAAGUUGUCAAAUGUUACAUGUUCAGUUCAAACUUUUGAGAGAUGUUCUGUUUCCUUUAACAGCUUUACUAUUUUUUUGCAUGAAAAACAAAAGUUACUUUUUUUUCUGAGGCAUGCAGAACCUGAAAAAUGCCAUACAAGGACCAAUAUAUAUAUCAAUUUUUAAAAAAUCAUCAUAAAUAAAAAAAUUUGAAUGUUUAAGAGGUCUUUCCUGAUCAAGCUAUAACAUUUCAUUGGCUUUUAGCUUUACAACAGAUCUUGAUUUACAUUUAUUCAUGAAUUAUCUUGAUGUCACAUGAAAAUAUAAGUUUAAGAUUCACAGAUUUAAUCUUUUAAACUGUCACAUAAAUUUAUUAAUUGGCUAGGUAACCAGAAGUUCAUAUAGAAAAAGUGUUGUUUCUUUCCCUAGAUGCAACAUUGAGUUAUAAUAAAUUUAUAUGAAGCUUGCCAGAAGAAAUACAUUUUUAAAAAACUACUUAAAAUAUUUUAAAGUUUUUAUUAGUUAUAAAAAAUUAAUUUAAAUAUAUUUAAACAUUUAAAAAAAAAAACAAUUUAGUUUUCUAUCAAAGAAAUAUUGUCUUAUAAUUAAUUUGAAAGGCUCUUUCUUGCUUAGAAUAAAGUUAAUCUCAUCCUUUUUAAAAAUAUUUAUACACUUGAAAGAUAAAAUUCAAGAGAAAAAUAUUUGCAGAUGCAUACAUUUUUGACACGAUCCAUUUCAAUUUAAAAUUUUUUUACGUUGUUUUGACUGAGAUAAAGCAUUACAUUUGUUUUAAAUUUUUUUUUACAUUAUCUAGAAAAUAUAUAAACAAGCAUACCCUGACAUGAUUAAGAAAUAAAAAUUUCCUUGUUUAAACUCUUAAAAUGACCUAUUUCCUUACACUAUAGAGGACAUCUUUCAAACUUCCAUAACUUUAGUAUUAUCACUGGUAAAUAUCCAAUCUGACAGCUGUACACUUAAAACAAAAGUUUAUUUAAACUCUCCUUUUCUAGCCACCCCAGUUGUUCAACGUACUCAAUCACAGCUCUCAGCCUUUGAUAUAAACACUUUGAACAUGUCUCAGUUUGUUGUGCUGUUGGAAACAUUUCUGGGCAAUGAACCAAAUUACGACUAUUUUGAGAGGCUAAUCAAAUUCUUAAAAGAUAAUUACUCCGAUACAGAAGAUGAAAAAAUGGAAAGGAUGAUGAAGGUAGGCUACUUGUGUUUUUAUUUUGUUACAAUUUAUUGUUUUUGUCUAGUUUAAAAAUGUGCAUUGCUGUAUUUUGAAAUUUAAGAGUUACAUUUUAAUGUUUUUAAAAUUAUUUUGUUUGCUUGUAUAGGAAAGGUUGCUUUUUUUUACUCUUCAUUAGGGCAUGCUCAGGUUUUAUUGGAUUGAUUUAUUUUUUAUUGAUACAGAACAGUUUAGGCUAAACACCACUUUUCAAAUUGCCAUAAAUGUAUUUAAUAAUAACAAUUCUAAAAAUAAUAUUAAUAAUAAUAAUAAAAAGCAACACAGGUAUAAAAUUUCAAUUCAAUAAAUCAAAUGAUGAAAUGAAGCAACACAUACACAUAUUUUUUAUUCAAAAAAUUAAAUUGGUACUUGUUUUUAUGCAGAAGGUUUCAUUACUUUUCUUAAUUUAUUACUUCAACUUUUUUAUAUUUUGGUUCAAGUGGAGGGCUUGGGGGCCGGGGGGGGGAAUGGGAGUGUUGUGAGAUCUAAAAAAUGUUGGGACAGAGGAAAGUGGUGUGGUAAAUAAUGGCAAAUGUUGUUACUUAUCUUUUUACAAAAAUUGUAAGGAAAUCUUUUCUAAUGUGUAUUUGAACAGGGUCGUCGUGAGGUCAUUUCAGCAAAGAGGAAGUUAAUGAUCGACACUUUGUUUGAGAAAUGGGACAAUGAUGGCAGUGGUUUCCUAGAGAUGGAAGAUGUGCAGGAGGUUUUGUUCAAGUACAAAGAUGGCCAGGAAGUUGAUGGCAUCAAGAAAGGUCUGUUAAAAAAUAACCUGUUUUUAAGAUUUGGGAAGAGGGGAGGGGGGAGGAAAUGGAAAGUGAAUAUUUUCACCUUUUCAAAUAAAAAAGCAUUCGUCUGCAAAGUCAACCCAGGUUUUAUGAAAAGAUUUUCCAUGCUGUGCUUUUUACAAAAAAAAAAAAAAAUUGCCAAUUUUGCAAUUCUAGAAUGUUCUUACUGGCAAAAGCUGGCUGCCCCUCCCUUGGAACACCGGCGAUGUCUUUUCUCUGUACUUUACGUGUAAUGUUUCUUCAAUUAUGAUUAUGGUAGCUGUAGUUGUGGUAGCCAUAUUUGCUGCUCCCUGAGAUGGAUUUAUGGAGAAGGCAUUUAGCCAAAACACCCUCUUAACUGUUCCAUCUUUUAUCCAAGCCUAAAGAUAUGAUGUUCCACUAUUUAUUCAAUGCAUUUUCCAGCCUCUCUUCCUUAAGCCACUGUGUGCAAUCAUAAAUGUUUCACAGACAGUAAAAACUCUGGUGAGUUAAUGAGAAUCAAAUUUUAUCUUGCCGAUUCUCAGCUCAGACCGCCCUCAGAAAAGCAUCUAAAUUUAAUGACCAGCGUCUCAGCAAGCAAGAGUUCAGACAGUUGAUAGAACUUGUUGUCAAAGAGAUGCCAGGAUCCGAAAACUUUGAACAGUUGCUAGACUUCCUCAUGAAUUCUGUGGAGGUGAGGACAUUAACAAAAUUCCCCCCCCCCCCUUUCCCCGGGCCAAAAAAAAAAAAGAAAAAAACCCAGUUAAAAAAACAACAAAAAAAGCCCCCAAGACAAAAAUCAGACCGCCCUCAGAAAAGCAUCUAAAUUUAAUGACCAGCGUCUAAGCAAGCAAGAGUUCAGACAGUUGAUAGAACUUGUUUUCAAAGAGAUGCCAGGAUCCGAAAACUUUGAACAGUUGCUAGACUUCCUCAUGAAUUCUGUGGAGGUGAGGACAUUAACAAAAUUCCCCCCCCCCUCUUGCCCCGGGCCAAAAAAAAAGAAGAAAAAAACCCAGUUAAAAAAACAGCAAAAUAAGCCCCCAAGACACAAACUUUGUUUUGUUUUAAUGUGUGCCAAUCAUUUGUUGUUGUUUUUUUACUACUUUGGUUCAAACUGCAAAUUCAAAUCACAAUCUAGAAUGUUAUGCUAAGCAAUGUUACUAAUAAAUGAAAUAAACUGGUAUUCUUUUUGCAGUCUUGAUUCAGAAAUUUGUUACAGAUUAGCUUCAGAUGAAAGGAUUCAUCACAAAUUCCUGCAUUCAAUUUCUCUAUUAACACAAGAGUUGAAUUUGAAAUUUCUCGUGAAGAAAACUAAAAAUGAAAAGCAUGUUGUGCUAUUGUGUGACAUAUCUGCUUCAAUAAGCCCUAGCCAUAUGUGUUGAGGGGGCUACACUUUCACCCAUACCUAAAGGGUAAUGAUGCUGUCUCCCUUUUAUGAAUAUAUAAAAGAGAUUAAGUAACAUAAGUUAAAGCUGUACCAUAAGUAGCGGCAUCUCCAUGGUUAGUUCUGGUUAGGUUGGGCCAAGACUUUUUGCUGCAACUUCCCUUAAAAGACCAAAAAAUGCCAUCCCCUCCAAUAAAGCCAAAAGGGGCCCUCCCCCCCAUGGGCAGCGCCCCCCCCCCCCCCGUACCCCUUUUCCUACACCACAAACAACAGUGCAGCCAGCUGUUGAAAUUAUUAUCUUAAGGAAAGUAGGAACUUGACAAAAAGGUUAAUUUUCAUUGCCUAUAAUAGGUACCAUGUCAUCUAAAAUGGCUACAGGAAAUGAGCCACUGCCAUAAUUCUCUAAUGGCUACACUUAUGACUAUCAAGGUUCCCUUUGUCAUUGUUUUCUUCAUUCACAGAUGAUUGAAGAAAAUAGAAUCCAUUCACUUUUGAGUUAUGGAAAAAUUCAGAUUGACUUAUCAAGUGAGUGGUCAAUAUCAACAUUAUAUAAAAAAAAAAAAUUAAAUUAACUCGUGCCAUCUCUGAUUCACAGAGAUCAUACGCUGAGCGCAUACGUGGUGAGGCCAGGAAAAAAUGGCUGAAGCAGAUUAUUACAGCGGCCCAUUUUAGCGGAACGUUGAUGGACCCCGUCUACAAGGCUGUCUUCCAAGCUCUCUACAAGGUACCAGCUCACACAUUCUGCUCUCAAAAUAUCUCCCAGGGAGUGAGGUAGAUGGAAUGCUGUUAAUUUAAAAUCCAAAAAUUCCAAGAAUUUCAAUGGACAGAUUACAAGGCCAGCCUGAUUGACGAGAGAAAAAAAAAUUACUUAUCCAUGUUCCCCCAUUUGGAUACAUUACUUCUUUAUGCUGAUAUUAACUUGUCUUUUUUUUCUGUGAACUAACCAUUUUUUUAACACUCAACACUAUUUGCCAAUAAUUAAAAAAAACAACAACAUUACUACUUGCCAAAAGGAUGCUGAGACACACGGAGGAGAGAAAAGGAUCAGUGCAAACAUUGCAUUGCUGGAAGUCAACAAGAUGGAGCCACGCAGAGGCCCGCUGUUGUUGAGAUAUUCAGCCUGCACCCCAGAAGAUUGCCAGUAUAUGCUGGGAAAAGCCCUGUUCAAGAACAUGAAGGGAGUCAGGUUGGUAGGCUUCUUGGGAGUUGGGACAAUUUUGGUGAAGUUCUGCCAAAGUUUCAUUUUUAACAAAAAAAUUAUACUAUUUUAUUAUGUAGUAUAUAUGAAAUGAGUAAAAAAGUUAAGUUGCAUAUAAUCAAUACAUAUAAUUAUCUAUGUAUGAAAAAAGUAUGGUGUAAUGGUGAGUUCAAUAGUGACCAAAAUAAAAUUCCAGAUAAGUGCACUAAAUGAAAUUCUUAAAAAUACCUCAAGUGAGUUAGGUGCAUAGUCUUUUCUUUUCAUUUUAAAUAUGGUGUUAAAAAUCUGCAAUGUUAUAGGGGGUGGGACAUUAGAGUAUAAUGUAUUUCAGGGGCAUGGAAAAAAAAUUGGGAUUCUUAUAAAGUGCAUUACUUAAAUGCAUGUUUUGUCAAGUAAUUUUGAUAAAUGGGAAAUACUUGCAUUGACUUGCUAUUGUUUGGUGGGCUAUAACUUGUUCCAUAAUAAAUUAAUGCAGAGCGAAUUUUUUUGUCAGGGACCAUAUUUUAGAGUUUUCAUUGGUUUUAACACCUAUUAAUGACUUGUAAUAGGUAAAAUAAACUGGUUUAUAUAGAUGUAAUUUACUGAUUAGGUAAAAUAAAUACUUUAUUUGACGUAGAAAUUAGUAAACAAUUUACAUGAGCAGGUUACUUAAAUUAAUCAAAAAUUAUAUACAAAAAAAGUUAAUACACAAAUUUAUAGCUAUAAAAUUGAAUUUUGAAACUUUGAAUAAUUUCAGUUUCCAAGCCAUUGAAACUGGAAAACCUGUCCAUGUGCCACGUGUAGCAAAUCAUGGCAGUAUCUACUUCUGGAACUAUGAUAGAACCCGUGAUGUAAUUUUCCAUUUUACCUUUUCUUGUAUUACUCCUGUCACUAAUUUUUGCAGCAGUUUACUGUUUGUUCUGUUAAUUUAUAAACAGUUAAUUUAUGAGUUUUCUUUAUUUCAAUGAGAUUUGAGUUAGCUAAAUUGCACUAUUUUUCUAAAAAGUUAGUGUUCAAUCUGAAAUGAGGAAGAGAUAUCUAUCAAAUCUAAAGAAUUUCAAUACAUUGAUCACAUAUUCAAAUAAAGGAUAUUUCAAAUUCAUGUUGCUAGUGUAAACCUCAAAUAACAGUUAUGGCUCAGAUAAGAAUCUUAGUAUAGUAGGACAAGUCCUCCUAGAAGCAUUUAUUCUCCUCUGUUGUAAACAAAUGAAAAAUCUGGCUAUGUCAGUAGAAAAUAAACAUUAGAUAUAAUAUGGUCCAUUUAAAAUAUAUAAAGGGCUUAUUAUAUAUUGACACAUACUGGAAGAUUCAUGAAGAUAUAGAACAGAUGUGUAAUUUGAAAAAAAAAUUAAAAAUAUUUACACUUUUGUGCUAAGCUAUGAUGAUAUUUUUUAGCUUUCCAUAUUGUGUAAUUUUAAGAAACAUAUUUUUCGAGUAAAACAAGAGCUUAACCCUAACCUGUUUCAGGAUAGAGAUGGUUCCUUAGUGGUUGUUCCACUGAAAGAUGUAAAGAAGCGUGUAUUCGGAACAUUGGGCAUUGACACCUUGUGUGACCCAUACAAGAAGUCUAUCUUUAUUACACAUGAAGUUCAGUUUUUCCAGGUAAAAGAAUAGAAAUAUGUCUCUUAAGUAUUUGCAGCAGUGCUCCUAUUUUUUUAAGGUCCUGAGUCUCCUCUCACCCCUCCACUAACUAUACCUCUGUCUCUUCUUUAUUUUUCAUUUCUUAUUUUCUCUUCCCCCCCCCCCCCCCCCAAACCCCCUUUCAAUUUUUUUUUAACCUUUCCUUUCCAAGUAUCAGGGAAAUGUUGCCACAAUAUUAUUGUUUUGUCACAGAAAGCGCUCAUUUUGAAAAGAAAACAGGUUAAAACGUUUAGGUAGUCUCACCAAGGAGCUGCCUUGUUCCAUUUAACAAAACAUUAACCAGGGUUUGCCUUGCCGUUCCAAAUGACAGGAGCCUAAAUAUUCUCUAUUUUUCUAUUUAAAAUUUGCUUUAUUUAAAAUUAAAAUUGUUCUGUGUCUAUCCACAAAAAAAACUAAGUAUUACUUUUGUGCAUAAUAAUAAGGAUACAAAUAAUAUGAAGGAUUAUAAAAGAACCAUCAUAUAAUAAAAACUAUUGACAACAAAUUGUUUAGCUUAAUGUACUUUGAUUGAUCCAUGCUAUUAUAGCAAAAUUCAAUAGGAGCAUCGCAGGGGUUGUCGGAAUGAUUCAUUGUUUCGAUGUUUGCUGCUGGUAAGGGACGCCAUCUCCGGGUUUGAAUUCAGAGUUUCCUUCUCUUAGAUGAGUUGCCGACCAAGGUUAAUGAGUAAGGUUUUUCUAAUUGACUGGGCUUUGGUUGGAAUUGAACACCCAACCAUCAACUUGAGAUUUGCUCAGUUUAGACCACUCAGCCACCCAGCACUCCAGUAUAGUGUGGUACAUGUCAAUCUGAUAAAGUCUGAAAAACCUGGUGGUACCGCUUAUUUCAUAGUCACACCACUGGAUUAAAACUUCAACUAAUUGGUUGGUUAAUUUUAAUAUGACAAUACUUACUUAAUUACUUGCUUAAGCCUUUUUACCCUGUCUGGGGCAUAGGCCGCCCACAAGAAUUUUCCACUCAUCACGGUCCUGUGCUUUCCUUUCCUAUUGCUUCCAGGUGUAUCCCAUAUAAUUUUGCGUGGCUGCCUCUAGGCCUUUCUUCUCUUUCUUUUUCUCUGUGGAUUCCAUGUUAGGCAUUGUCUGGGGAUGCUAUAUGGGGGUUUUUAGAGAGUAUGCCCUAUCCACCUCGAUCUUUUCUUUAUGAUGUCUUCAUCAAUGGGCACCUGGUAAGUCAUUUCUUGUAGAUUUUUGUUGGUGAGGGUAUUUGGCCAUUUGAUGUUCAGGAUCUUUCUAAGGUCUGUACUUUCUGCAUAAUGCUCGUUGAAGUUUUCCAAGUUUCUGCUCCAUAUAGUAGGACUGUUUUGACAUUCGUGUUAAAGAUUCUGACUUUGGUUGGCAGCUUCAGCAUAUUUUCUCCAAUAUAUUCUUUAUUCUCAAAUGCUGAUCUAGCUUUUCCAAUUCUAGCCCUUAUGUUCACGUUGGAUUCACAAUUUAUGUCAAUGGUGCUGCCUAAAUUUGUGAAGGUCUCUACUUCUUCCAUAAGACAAUGGGUUGGUUAAUUUUGAUACACCAAUAGGUUGGUUAAUUUUAAUACACCAAUGGGUUGGUUAAUUUUAAUACACCAAUCGGUUUGUUAAUUUUAAUAUAUCAAUGGGUUGCUUAAUUUUAAUACACCAAUCCGUUCGUUAAUUUUAAUACACCAAUGGGUUGGUUAAUUUUGAUACACCAAUCGGUUUGUUAAUUUCAAUACACCAAUGGUAUGGUUUAUUUUAAUACACCAAUGGGUUGGUUAAUUUUAAUACACCAAUGGGUUGAAUGGGUUGGUUAAUUUUAAUACACCAAUGGGUUGAAUGGGUUGGUUAAUUUUAAUACACCAAUCGGUUAAGUAAUUUUAAUACAUCAAUGGGCUGAAUGUGUUGGUUAAUAUUAAUACACCAAUGGGUUUGUUAAUUUUAAUACAUCAAUGGGUUGGUUAAUUUUAAUACACCAAUGGGUUUGUUAAUUUUAAUAUAUCAAUGAGUUGCUUAAUUUUAAUACACCAAUCCGUUUGUUAAUUUUAAUACACCAAUGGGUUGGUUAAUUUUAAUACACCAAACGGUUUGUUAAUUGCAAUACACCAAUGGGUUGGUUAAUUUUAAUACACCAAUCCGUUUGUUAAUUUUAAUACACCAAUGGAUUGGUUAAUUUUAAUACACCAAUGGGUUGAAUGGGUUGGUUAAUUUUAAUACACCAAUGGGUUGAAUGGGUUGGUUAAUUAUAAUACACCAAUGGGUUGAAUGGGUUGGUUAAUUUUAAUACACCAAUCGGUUUGUUAAUUUUAAUACAUCAAUGGGUUGAAUGGGUUGGUUAAUUUUAAUACACCAAUGGGUUGGUUAAUUUUAAUGCAUCAAUAAGUUGGUUAAUUUUAAUACACCAAUUGGUUUGUUAAUUUUAAUACAUCAAUGGGUUGGUUAAUUUUAAGACACCAAUGGAUUGGUGAAUACACCAAUGGGUUGGUUAAUUUUAAUACACCAAUGGGUUGGUUAAUUUUAAUACACCAAUGGGUUGAAUGGGUUGGUUAAUUUUAAUACACCAAUCGGUUUGUUAAUUUUAAUACAUCAAUGGGUUGAAUGGGUUGGUUAAUUUUAAUACACCAAUAGGUUGGUUAAUUUUAAGACACCAAUGGGUUGGUUAAUUUUAAUACACCAAUUGAUUGGUUAAUUUUUUUAAUGCACCAAUGGGUUGGUUAUUGAACUAUUAAAAAAAAAUAUUUUUCAUUUUAUUCAACUCUAGGGUGUUGCAAAGGCAUUCAGUAUUGCCUACCACCAAGUGGAGAUGCGUCGUAAAUUGCUCCGUGUUGCAGAGAGUGCCUUAUUAUGGAUGAGCAAACGAUGUCCUCAUAUCACUGACAUUGCUGUCUACCUGGUGGAGCCGAACCAAAUGCCUGAUGGUGACCCUGUGCUUAGAAAGAUGAUGGUUUCUGAUAAAAAAAGUCCCUGCAUUUACUUAACUGAAGUGGUCAGACUGGAGAGGAAAAAUAACUUGUUUAGGUGGGUAGAAUGCAAGUCUACAAUCAGUAGAAAUAUGCAUUGAUGGCUCCUGGUCAAAUUCAACUCCUUACACUCCCCAGAAGUAAAUUUAUAUUGAGAUGAUAUAUUAUUAUAUAUUGUUGUAUUAUUGUUGUAUUAUACAUAGGGGCCAUCCAUAAAUGACGUCACGCCUCUAGGGGGGAGGGGGAUCAGAUUUUUGUGACAAUGUGUGAUAAAGGGGAAGGGGGGGCUUAAGCCAUGUGACGUCACAUGAAAAGCAGAAUGUUGUAGUAAAGUAUUUCACUUAAUAACACUAAAUUACAGACAUUUUUAAUAUUAUUAAAAAAAUCAAAAACAAUUAUAGUUAUUUUAAAACUACUAUCAAUGAGAGAAUCAGGUAGGAAUGCUAGGUCUGAAGAAUGGCCUCUGAUCAAGUUACAGGACGCCCAGUAGUAGGAGAAUCGGAAUGUAGUUACAAUGACAGUCGUGAGAAUUUAUGGCUAAAUCUGAACACGGGAAGUGGGCAUGGGAUGGAGCAGGAAAAGGAGAUUGACCGCGGGGUGAGGAGCAAUGUUCCCUUUAAGCUGUGCGGCUGCGCGGCCGCGCAGCUACCUCACAGAUGCCGCGCAGCAGUUUUGAGUACCCGCGCAGCAAAUUUCCAUGUAAGUGUGUGCUUGUUUUUGUGGGCUGUAAAAUUUUGCACACAAAAAAAUUGAUGCUGUAAAACUUUGCACACAACUGUAUGAUUUUGCACACGAACCAGCAAACCUUAGAGGGAACAUUGGUGGGGGGUUUCUUAGUAAAUUCUCUAGGGCUAGGAUUUUUAACCUUUUUUGCAGCGUUGCAGGCUUAAUCCCUCCCCAACCGUAUAAAAUACAUUGUAAUAAAAUUUAAAAUAAUUAAAUAAUUUAGUUAUCCUAGAUUUUAUAUCUUUAAUUAACUUUUUAUAAACAGGGGAAAAAAUACCAAUACACAAUAUGCGCCAAUGAAAUUCACCAUUGACUGCUGCUAAUCAAAAUCCAUAAGCUUUUUUUUUUAAGCAAUUGCAGCAAAUAGAAUCAAUGGCGUAGUUAGGGUUGGUGUCACCCGGUCCGGUAAGCUUGCGGUGUCACCCCCUCCCCUUUUUUACGAUGUAUUUCUUCUUGUUAAACUUAGUCCACAGUAUAAGAAAUACAAGAACAAAAAAAAAUUAAUUGAAGGUCAGGGGGUAAAUGUAUUUAAGAACUGCAACGCUAUUUGAAUCGCCCAUUGUUAUCAAAGGAUAGUUGUAUUUAUCAGGAUAAAAAUGGUGUGUUUCUGACCUAAUAAUAUGGUAACCUAAUUGCUGACGCAUCAACCUUGACAUUUUAAUAUUAACGAAACAUGUAUGUUGAUUGGUUACAUGGGUGAAAAAUGUACGUGUCAUCUGUUAUCCUUUUAUGAAUUUUGGUUAGACCGAUCAGUGUGUGUUCUGUAAUUACCCUAUCUUUCAAUUUGGUGUCACCCCCUGAGAUGGUGUCAGCCGGUGCGGUCCGCACCCCCUAGCUACACCACUGAAUACAAUUUAUUGGUCUUCCACACCUCAAGGCUGGGGAGGUAGUUGUAACCCUGGUUAAGAACCACUGAUCUAGGGAAAUGUUUCUGACACGGGUGCAGUAAUUUGAUAUCCAUGGGAGGCGAAUUUCUUAAGGGUUUGUAAAGGACAGUAGUGGACACGGGGACUUUUUAUAGAGGGGCGAGUGCAGAGAUUUGUGAUGUUAUAUUUGAGGGGGGUCUAACUUUUUGUGACCAUUUGUGACGAGGGGGGGAGGGGUUAAAAAAUCGGGAAUCUAAUCAAUUUAAAUGUGAUAAAAUAUAUCUGCUUUUAUGCGAGUAUUAGUCAUUCUUUAAUAUCUAAAUAUUAUUAUUAUGAAUAAAUUUAAUAUAACAAUUAUUUCCUUUGUAGUUACGGGGUGUGAAAAAAAUGUUGGGUGGGCUGAUACUAUAAAGAGGAUAAACAUUUCUCAAAACAUCUAUGCAUAGAUACUUCUAUUACAAGAAGGGAAUGUCUCAUUUACUAUUUACUAAAUAUACAUUUCAAGGGUUUGGACAAUUUUUGUUUUUUUUUGUUUUGAGGAUACAAUAUCUCAAAACCUGAUUAAGUUAUUUAUGUAAAAAAAAAUGAGUAGAAUUUGAGAGAUUUUGCAAUAGCAGGUAUCAAGAAGCUCAACUUCCAUUUUUAUCCUGGUUAUACCGAGUCGUAUCUUCUAGCUAUUUAUCUUGAGAUUAAGAGGAUAUAAUUUUAAAAAAAUAACAUCUAAUGCCUGUGUUCUACCAUAACUUCCAAAUGGUGGUAUUCCUGAAAAUAAAUUUAACCUGAAGAAAGACUUUACACAUUUUUUUUUGUUAGAAAUUUCAUUAAUUUGACCUGAAAUUUGUUGUUUUAUUUGAUAAAAAACAACACCAAUAAAGUCUCAGCCUUUAAAAUUAUUUUAUUUACCCUCUUACUGUAUUUUACUGCAAACAUAAUUUAUUGUCUCUUAAGAGAUAAAAAAAUUAAGCAUUAUAAUUAUAAUUUCAAAGUUGAGAAUAUUUUUAUAAACUUAACUGAUUUAAAUUCAUCUUAAAAUAUUACAUUUGGUCUCAAAGGAAAAAAAAAAUCAAUUUUUAGGGUGGCUAAAUUAAUACUGUAUUUAUCGGCAUAUAAUACGCACUUUUGUCCCCUGAAAAUAAGAGGCAAAUGAUGUGUGUGUGUUAUAAGCCAAUAUAAUUUAAGUUUUUUUCCUGAAAUUUCCUUCUUAAAAUGAGGUGUGUGUUAUACGCCGGUGCGUGAUAUACGCUGGUGCGUGUUAUACGCCGAUAAAUACGGUAAUUAAAAUGUUCUCCACAUUAAAAGAACAUAAGAAAAAAAAAAGAUUAUUUGGUUUAACUCAAGUUAAGAGGUAUAAUUCUUGUAUUCAUGAAAGAAUAAACAUAAAUUUAAAAAAGACUUAAUACUCUUGGUAAAAUAUUUCAUUCAUUUGAUCUGAAAUGGGUUAUUUUUUUUCAUAACACCACUAAUCUUACAGAAAUCCUGCAUAAGCUUACAUUACCAAUAUUAAUGGAAUUUUUUAAAUAGGAUUACACUUCCUAUGAUUAUUUCCAAUAAUCUUUUAAUAAAUAUUUUCAUCCUUGGUGUUAGAGACUAUCUGUUUCAAUGCAUGGAAAACUCUGAUACAGUGAUGGCUGAGGCCUACGGGGAAAGGCACACUGCCACACCACUGAGAAACCUGUCUGGCAAAGCCCUGGGAGUGGUAGACAUAAGCAUAGGAGAGAUCAAGAAACUGCCUCAGUUUGAAAACAAGGAGGCUCAGAGAAUGCUGAGACUGCUGCAGAAGGCCUCCAAAGAUAUUGCUGGAGAGAGCCAAGGUAUUGAGAGGAAGAGAUUGCUAGGUAAGUCUAAUCUGUUUUUUAAACAUUCUAAUAGGUCAAUUCUAUUCUCACCAAUUGAUUAAUGUUUUUCUUUUCACUAACACUUAAAUUCUGAAAAGGACUAUAAAAGGGAUGAACUUAUUUACAAAGAACAUUCUGUUAGUCCUCCCCAUCUCUGCCUAAUAUAUUCAUGUGCAUUUCCUACACAGAAGCAGAAAAGGAUGAUAGCAGCAAUGUGACAAUGUUGUUUGAAAGCUACAUGCUGGCGGAGCUGCGUGAAAACAUUUCCAAGCUUGACCAAAUGGCCUUCGCAGAACUGAAAAGCUACUACCAGCCACCAAAAGUCAUUUUGGAAAUAUGCCGGGCGGCCCUGUCCAUUUUUGAUGCAGAAAAGGCAGGCGAGGGGCAAUAUGAGGACUGGCCUGUAGUGAAAAAUGUAAGUGGCAAAAUUCAUUUUAUUUCAUUAAGUCAGGGUAUUGAACAAUGCCAACAACUACUUACUAUUAAUAGCUUCAGCAGACCGGCUUUUUAACCUACUAUUGGAAAUGUGUAUGCAAAUUAAAAUGAAUAACAGGUUCUUCAACUUAUUAUUAUUAUUUUUUUUUAAAACCUAGAUUCAAAUAAAUGUAGUAGCUCCAUAUUAAUAUUCUCAACCUUGACUCAAACUAUGCAGCUCUCUUAAGCUAACAUAUUCAGUUAUAUAAUGCUACAGUUACAUUUUAUCAUUUUAACACCACCCCCCCAAAAAUAAAUUAUCUGCCAUCCGCACACUCUACUCUACAGAGCAUUAACAAUGCUUUUAUCAAUCAAAUCAAAUCAUACGACCCAACAAAAAGUACAGAAUAUGUGAAAGCUGAAAGAGUUUCCAGAUAUUUGAAAGGUUAGUAAAUAUUGUUCAUCUGAUUUGCUGUGCUGUGUUAUUUAAAAAAAAAAAAAAACAAUGCAAGGUUUCUGUGCACUGAGCACUGUGUACAGCACUGAAUUAUAGUAAAAUAGAAAAAAAAAUAUUUGAAAAGAAAAAUACCCUGAAAAUAUAAAAUUAGCUCCAUCAUUCCCACUGGACUCUGUAAUUAAAAUAGACAUAUUUUUUUGAAAAUUCAAUUGGAAGUUAUUUUGAUGAGUUAAUACUGAUAAUUUAUUUCAACCAAAUGAAUUUAAAUUAUAACACAAAUUUUAUGGUUUGUUUCUUAACUUCCUGUGAUUGCAAAGCAUGGAGCUUUAGAUAUAAAACUAUUAUUUAAAUUAAUUAUAAAAUGCAUUAAUUUUAAAAAAUUUAAUAUUGACCUAUAUUAUUCUUUAAUAUUGACCUAUAUUAUUCUAAAAUAGCAACAUUCAGUAAGUGAAAUUAUUUUGAUAAUUUAUAAAAAAAUUUUUUUUUAGUGCAUUUUAAUUGUUAAAAGUUAUUUUGCAAUCAUUUCAUUAAUUUUUGUUUUUAGCUUUGCAUUUGAAACAUUAUUUUAGUUUUAUUUGAGACUUUGUGCAAGUCACUUUAGCUUUCCUCAUUCUUCUGCUUGUCUGUGACAUGAUUGAGUUUAAACAAAUGUAUUUUUUAACAAUGCUUUGAUUAUAAUAAGAUGCUAGAAAAAUAUCCAUUUGUCACAAUUUAUCUAGGAGAUUUCACAAUGUUUCUGCAUGGUCAAGAUGGUUUUAUCCAACUCAUCAAGAAUUUAGUUUUUCAAUUUAAAAAAUUUUUUUUUGGGGGGUGGGGGUGUUGACAGGGCAUUUCAUAUUAGAAAUAAGUCUCUAAUCAUGAAAAGUUUUGCAAACCAUUGAAGGAAACUUUAAUGUGUGGAGAGGGAAUAUUGUGAUAUUCAGGCAAGUUUUGCAGUCCUAGUGUUUUCCCACACAAUACUUCAUAAAAUAUAAACUUAUAUCCAUAUCGGAUAUAGAGUCAAUUUUAAUAAGUUUAUUCUCUUUCACCCAGGUAUUCCUCACGGUGAGGUUGGCAAGUAUGGUUCAAUACCUGCCUUGCUGCUGUACAACUGGGUGUUCUGUGUUUUGUCAUUGAUAGAGAGCACCAUCAAAAUGAGAGAAGCAGAGGAGCAGUUGCAAACCUUGAUAAAAGCCUCAAACCCUGUCACUUCAGAUUAAAGAAUGUCUUGGUGUAUCAAGUUUGCUUUUUUAAUUCUCUCCAAGCAGGAUUAAAAUUAUUUUGGAUGCUCAAGUUUUCAUUUAUUUUAUUUAGAGAUUAAAAUAUUUUACAUGAUGUAGCAAAGAUCAAAUCUAAGCAAAUGUGCCAGUUAAAACAUGUGGUUUUAAAAUUGUUAAUAGGUUUUGAUUGGUCAGCUUAAAAUACAUUUUUGAUGAUAAAAUGGCAACUGAAGUAAAUUCAUUUAUGUUUGUCUCUUAAUCUGUUAAUUAUAAUAGUUAAGUCAUUUUCAACAUUUUGUGAAUCCGAAAUCCACUGUAGACUAAAAGUUAUAUGUCGACCCCUCAGAGAAGGUCACAUUAUGAAACAUAUUCAUUUAUUUCUAACACAAUGGGUGGCUUUUACUAAUCAUGAAUUAAAUUUCAGUUCCAUGGUGCAAUGUUGUAAUGAAAUCAAUUAUUUAAAUUGAAAUUUGUGAUGAAAUUUAACUUUAACCAAAAUUAACUAUGGCUCAUUUUUUUUGCCACCUGCUGUUGUGAAUUGCAUUGUGUGAUUUUGUUUAAGGUGAUAUAAUAAUUUUUUUAUUAAUGCAAAGGGCAAUUUAAACAUCUUUUUUUUUUAAAGUAGAGAUUAUUGACAAAUUGUUUUACCAAAAUGUUAUAGGUUAACAAACAUGUUUUCAGUAAAUUGUUUUUUCUUUAAAAAAUGAUAUAAGUUGUAUAAAUUUUUUAAACAAAUGUGUGUAAAAUAAAAUGUGUACAGUCUUCUCAAAUUUAAUAUCUUUAUUUCCAAUAUUGUUUAUUAUUGUCUGUUGUCAUGCAGCUAAACACGAUACACAGCAAACAGAACUGUAUUUAAGAACUGUUUUGUACAGGAAAUCUCCCCUUCUGAUUUAAUCAUAUUCCUGCUACUAAAUAAAAUGAUACAUACUUAAUAUUUAGUAGAAUUGAAAUAGUUGCAUAACUUUAUCACUCUAGGAAUGCUGUUUGAGAACUCAAAAGUAUUCAAAACAACAUUUUGAUAAUUUCAUUGCAGAAAAAUUAAUUUUUUUAAAAAACAUCCCAUAAAAUAUGUUUUUAUUCAUUUUAUCAGACAUUAAAAAAAACAAAAAAAACUAUGUGACGCCAUAGUCUCUUUUUGGUAUUAUUUAGAAUUUCUUUCAUCAACAACAGAAAAGAAAAAUCAUAUGCUUAGACAGAGUGCUUGCAAAAUGUUAGGUUCUUAUUAUUUUUAUUAAAUUUUUUUUGUUUACAUUCUUAACUAUAAAUAUGACAGUUUCUUUUGAUGAAAUGAUGUCAAUGAUGCCUCGCUGUCAAUAAAUUUAAUAUUAAUCUUUGAAAAUAGGAAGUGAUUGGAAACAUUAAAACUGCAAGUUGUUUUCCUUUCUCCUUUCAUUAUUUCAAGAUUAUUGUAAUUAACUACCAGCCAUAUAACAUUGUGAAAUUCAAUAAAAAAAAAAUUAAAUACCAGAUUGUAUUAAUAUUAGCUUAUAUAAAUGUCAAUACUGUGAUAUUGUAAAUACUUCAGAGUUUUGAGCGCUCCCCUCGCUUUUUGCAUUCAUUGUUGUAGAAAUAUGUUUAUUUAAUUAUUUUAAACUCAGAAUAAAAUUGGCCUACAUCACAAAGUUUUGAGAGCUAUGUCCCCUCCUAUUGUAAAGCAGACAAUAAUGUGGACUUGGGGAAUAGAAAAUAAAAGCUAACAAUCUCACACAUAACUUGUGAUAUCCUCUUUUCCCUCUAUUAAUUCACAUACUAAAUUUUAGUUAAAUAUUACACAAUGGUUAUUUAAUUAAUGUUUAUG